Messenger RNA from Symbiodinium necroappetens, 228 nucleotides. The record is from the annotation of a GenBank genome assembly. Lineage: Eukaryota; Dinophyceae; Suessiales; Symbiodiniaceae.
AUGUCCAGCGGCAUGAACUUCACCGGAAACCAGACGAGGCAGAAGGCCGCCGAGCUCGGGCUUUCCCUGGAGGAUCUGACGCUUAAAGCGCUGGCUCGCCUUCCCCUUCGCUCCUCCCUGAAGCUGCUGGAGUCGGCAGCUGCAGCUCAGAUGGGAGGAGCGGAUCCCAACGCGGUAAUCAUUGCGGAGGCCUGCACACUUCGGCACGAUUAUGCGAAGUUCGGUUAG